AUGAACACACGUCUUGAAUACAUAAAGCACACGUUAUUAUCCGUUUCUAAAGAUCUGUAUUACAUUUCGGAAAGUGACGAAUCUUUUGAGUUUGUAUACUUUCCUAAUGUACCUCGUUUACCCUCAACCGCGCUAGAAUUUGCUUCUGAGGUUUUGGGACGCGAUGUUUCGAAUUUAGAAAAUUUGCCUCAACCCCAAGUUAUUGAAUUUGAUGAAUUUUUCACGAAUUUAAUUGGAAAUGAAAAUGAAGUUUCAUGGACCACCACGAACAUCAACAACAAAAUAAUUGAUCCAAAGUCGAUUCUCAAAGAAAAUCUAAAGGUUUAUCGUGUACCUCGCGAUUACUCGAGAGUUGAUAUUUACAUUGUAGGAUUAUUUGAGGGUGUGGGUGUGAUUUUUGAGUUUAUAGUUUGUCUUCGUGAGAAUGGCCGCGCAACUACUAAAGUUAGUACAAUUCCAUACGAUGCCACAGACGCCGACUUGGAGUCCUUUUUCUCCUCAGUUGGGCCUAUACGCUUAUGCUUCGUUGUCAAAGAAAAACCUGAUACUACCAAUAAUAAUAAGGUUUCAAACUUAAAGAAUAAAGGAUAUGGGUUUGUCCGGUUUGCGUUACAAGACGACGCUGACCGAGCUUUGACCACGUUGAAACAUACAAAAUUUCGUGGAGAACGCACCUUAAAAAUGCAAUAUGCGUUGUCAAAACAUCCCAGGAAACGAAAAAUGAUUAAAAAUAUAAAAAGUAAAAGUGAGGAUCAUUCAGAGGAGAAAAAAGGAGAAUUAGUAUAUAAUGAGUCAGAUGAUGAAGAAAGCAUUGAAAAUUCAGGGGUGGAAAAUGAUGUUGAUUCUGAGCAGGAAGAGGAGAUAAAAGAAGAGUUAGUAUAUAAUGAAUCAGACGAUGAAGAAAGCAUUGAAAAUUCCGAGGUGAAAAAAGAAGAACUUGAAUCUGAUGUAGAUAUUAUAUUGGAUAAUUCGAUUAAAGACAAAAAAAAAUCGCCUUCUGCAUCUGAAGGGACUACUUUAUUUAUAAGGAAUCUUCCUUUUGAGGCGACUAAAGAGGAAUUACAUGAUCUAUUUUCUUUAUUUGGACCACUAAGAUAUUGUGUCUUAACUAUGGAUAAUGAUACAGGACGUUCACGUGGCACGGGAUUUGUGUGUUUCAAGGAACUAAAGGAUGCAAAUUAUUGUCUUGAGGAGGCUGAGAAAUUACAAAUGAAUAACGAACGCACUGCUAUUACUGCUUCAGAAAAAAAAAAUAAAAGACGCAACGAAUUGCAAUUCAGAUCAAUAUUGAUGCCUGAUUCUUUUGAUCGACAAGCAGAAAAAUUCACAUUACAUGGCAGAGUUUUGUCGGUAGUGCGAGCAGUUGAACGAGACCAGGCUAAAAAAUUGAAAGAACAAAAUCAAGAUAGGAGGAAACGCAGAGAAGAUCGAAGAAACAUUUAUUUAAUGAAAGAAGGAGUGAUAUUACCUGACACACCUGCCGCGGCCACCCUUAUUCCCUCGGAAGUUGCAAAACGUGCUGCCUCAUAUUCGUUCAGAAAAAAUUCACUGGCGAAAAAUCCCAAUCUUUCCCUAUCCAAAACACGAUUAUCGAUUAGAAAUCUUCCACUCUCAGUCGAUGAAAAACAAUUAAAAGCUCUAGGUAGAGAAAGCAUAAUAAAAUUUAGAGAACAGGCCAAAAUUGUAUGCUCAAAAUAUAGAAUAGACUCGAACACAUUAAAGCUACGUUCAAAAGGAUACGGUUUCUUGGAAUUCACGCAUCACGCUCAUGCAUUAGCUGCCUUACGAUAUCUUAAUAAUAACCCGGAAUUGUUUAGCGAUAAAAAGAGAUUGAUUGUAGAGUUUGCGGUUGAAGAUAAUAUUAUUCUAAAAAAGAGGUUAAUUCGUGGUACAAAUCCUGGAUCUAAUAAUAUUACUUCCACCACUACUGCUAACAAUAAUAACAAUAAACAUAGUCGAGACAGGAAAAAUUUGAAAAGAAAGACCGGGGAUGAUACAUCGAGCAGAGCAAAUAGUAGCAAUUCAAAGAAGACAAAAAUCUCUAAAAAAUUUAAUAGCAAAAAAAUUCGCAUUUUUAUUUAG
Molecule: messenger RNA, 2082 nt
Organism: Ambispora gerdemannii
Lineage: Eukaryota; Fungi; Glomeromycota; Glomeromycetes; Archaeosporales; Ambisporaceae
Source: the annotation of a GenBank genome assembly